This is a messenger RNA of Dicentrarchus labrax (European seabass), 1560 nucleotides long. RefSeq names its product PI-PLC X domain-containing protein 1. The transcript has 7 exons. The coding region runs from base 203 to 1177 and encodes 324 amino acids. The record is from RefSeq and is a predicted model, not a curated record. NCBI's taxonomy places the organism in Eukaryota, Metazoa, Chordata, Actinopteri, Moronidae. Gene Ontology annotation, biological process: lipid metabolic process. Gene Ontology annotation, molecular function: phosphoric diester hydrolase activity.
GGUAAGAAAAACCUGUUAAACCAGCAACAGCACAUACACUUGCUCUUUUACCACGGUGCUAUUGAGUUGGUAACUUGAAUACUGAGUGUCUUGAAGAGUACCAUAAGACUUAUCAGGUUUAAGACAAAAUCAGUUGUUCGUACACUUUGCACUGUCACAUCUGAGGUAAUACAUAACUCAAGGAAGGCAUCACCUUGGCAGGAUGCCAGUGUCUGCAGAAAAAGGCAAAAGGACAAAAGAAGUCACAAGCUACGGUGACUGGAUGUCGCAACUACCACCUGAUCGUCACAGCGUUCCUCUUUCUGAUCUAGCCAUACCAGGUAGCCACGACUCAAUGAGUUAUGACUUGGACAUCAACUCCUCUAUAAUAGAGCCUGAUAGACUGAAAAAAUUCAGCAAGAUUUGUUGCGCGCGUAAAAUAGUGCGCAAAUGGGCAAUGACUCAGUGGCUUGUAAUGCAGGAGGAGACCAUUACAAAGCAACUGGAUGCAGGAGUUCGCUAUUUUGACCUGAGGAUUGCUCGCAAGCCAAAUGACCCCAACCCCACAAGGCUUUACUUUUACCAUGGGCUGUGCACACGGACUGAUGUGGAGACUGUACUCAAGGACAUAAAUGACUGGGCAGGGAGGCACCCCAAAGAGAUCCUCAUCCUCGCUUUUUCCCACUUCAAAGGGUUCGACAAAAGCACUGAGAAGCAGCUCCACACCCAUCUUAUCAAUUUCAUCAAGACCUUGUUCGGAGCCAAACUCAUCCCUAAAGGGGCCAUCCCUACCCUGAAGAGCUGCUGGGACAAAGGCAGAAACGUCAUAGUUUCGUAUGAUUAUGCAGCAAGUCAGGACCCUGAGCUCUGGCGUAAAAUAUUGUAUUACUAUGGCAAUAGUAUGAACCUCACAGAAGUUGAAUCUAAACUUCAACAGGAGUUGAAAAAAGGAAAGCCUUAUGGUUUCUUUGUGUGUGGCUUGAACCUGACACUGCCAGACAAUGCCAGGAUACUCAAGUACACCCUUCGCCUUUUCGACAACUUUCUCAACGUGGUACGGAGGAGCCUGCCGAUGCUGCUGCAGUGGGUCACAGUGCAAGCUGGCAAAACACCCAUGAACAUUGUCGCCUCAGACCUGGCGACUUAUGGCGACUUUGUCCCAACGGUUGUCAAGCUCAACAUUUCAAAACGUGUGUGAAUUGAAGCAAAGAGGAAACAGUUUGUUCUCUCUCUCUCUUUUUUUUUUUUUUAAAGUAAUGGAGGUUUUUUUGCCAUGUCAUAGCAGGAAACUCACAGGUGUAUUCAUUAUAGCUGCACUCCACAUGGGGAAGAACCUGCUGUUACUGGGGCACUUGAACUGAGCCCUUACUGUUAUUCAGUCCACCUGUGUUAUGCUUAGACGAGUCAGAAUUGUCAUUUCACUCUUUUUUUCCUUUACAACAAAUUCACCCUCUUGCUCUCUCAAUGAAUGAUGUAUGAUUAGAAGAACCAACACACACUGUAUUUGUUCUGAGUUUACCUCGCCUGUUGGCGCGCCAUCGUGUGUCAAUUUAUGGUAUUGCAAUAAAGUGUUCCCCCUCA